UUAUUAUUACUUUCUGAAUCUUGCAUUCGGUGGAAGAUUUUUCCAAUUCUGGUUCUCAUUUAUCUAUAUAAAUGGGUGUAUGAUUGUGGAGUGCAUAGAUCAGAAGAGUUGUUAACUUGUUCUUAGGGUUUUGGGUUGAUCUUUUGUGAUCAGGAAUUGAAUUUCGGAGGUUCUGAGAAUGGCAGCGGAUUCUUCUAACGGACAUCACCAAACGUCAAAGCAACCUCCUUUGCCAUCUCCCCUACGCUUUUCCAAAUUUUUUCAGUCCAACAUGAGAAUCUUGGUUACUGGAGGAGCUGGAUUCAUUGGGUCUCACCUAGUUGACAGAUUGAUGGAAAAUGAAAAAAAUGAGGUCAUUGUUGCUGACAACUACUUCACUGGAUCCAAGGACAACCUCAAAAAAUGGAUUGGUCAUCCAAGAUUUGAGCUUAUCCGUCAUGAUGUCACUGAGCCUUUGUUGAUUGAGGUUGAUCAGAUCUACCAUCUUGCAUGUCCUGCCUCUCCUAUUUUCUACAAAUACAAUCCAGUAAAGACAAUAAAGACAAAUGUGAUUGGCACACUGAACAUGCUUGGGCUUGCAAAGCGAGUGGGAGCAAGGAUUUUGCUUACGUCAACUUCAGAGGUUUAUGGGGAUCCUCUCAUACAUCCCCAACCGGAAAGCUAUUGGGGCAAUGUUAACCCUAUUGGAGUUCGUAGCUGCUAUGAUGAGGGGAAACGUGUGGCUGAGACUUUGAUGUUUGAUUAUCAUAGGCAGCAUGGGCUUGAAAUACGCAUUGCAAGAAUCUUCAACACAUAUGGACCACGCAUGAAUAUUGAUGAUGGGCGUGUUGUAAGCAACUUCAUUGCUCAAGCACUUCGGGGUGAAGGCUUGACAGUCCAAUGUCCAGGAACACAAACUCGAAGCUUCUGCUACGUCUCUGACUUGGUUGAUGGCCUUAUCCGUCUCAUGGAAGGACCCAACACUGGACCAAUCAACCUUGGAAACCCAGGUGAAUUUACAAUGAUUGAACUUGCUGAGACAGUGAAAGAGCUUAUUAAUCCAAAUGUGGAGAUAAAGAUGGUGGAGAACACUCCUGAUGAUCCACGACAGAGAAAACCAGACAUAACAAAAGCAAAGGAAUUUUUGGGCUGGGAACCAAAGGUGAAGUUGAGGGAUGGUCUUCCUCUUAUGGAAGAUGAUUUCCGUUUGAGGCUUGGAGUUGGCAAAAACAGUUAAUUUCGCUUAUUUUUGACAUUUCAAAGUUGAUAAUAAGUGAGACUAGUCUCGCUGUUUUCAAAUUUUUCAUUUUUAUAGUUAUGAUACUGAGGAACUUGGGGUGCCUGAAAUUUGGUGUCAGCAAGUGUCACAUUGUUGAAUGUCCCGUUCUUUAUUUGGCAAAAGAUUACAGCAUGUCCCUCCAAAUUUUGCAGCUUGAAAGAUCAUUGAAUUGAAAUAUAUAUUUUUCUCG
Molecule: messenger RNA, 1448 nt
Organism: Abrus precatorius (Indian licorice)
Lineage: Eukaryota; Viridiplantae; Streptophyta; Magnoliopsida; Fabales; Fabaceae
Product: UDP-glucuronic acid decarboxylase 5
Exons: 13
Coding region: 179-1216 (345 amino acids)
Biological process (GO): D-xylose metabolic process
Cellular component (GO): cytoplasm
Molecular function (GO): NAD+ binding; UDP-glucuronate decarboxylase activity
Source: RefSeq, a predicted model, not a curated record